AUGGCGCGCUCGACUAUCGUUCAAGAAUAUGAUGCGCCAUCCACAACGCUGAGCUUGGACCAAAAAUCCAACCACGAACGCCAGCUGUAUCAAGUACCCCGGCCCAAAGGGUAUCGCGUGUCAUGGCACGCCAAUCCGGCCGUAGAAGCACAUCAUUUUGGCCAGUCACAUCCCAUGAAACCAUGGCGACUCACCUUGACAAAACAGCUUGUCAUGGCAUACGGGAUGCACCACGCCAUGGACCUCUACCUCGCGCGGGCGGCAACCUACGAAGAGAUGGCUGAAUUUCACGAGGGCGACUACUUGGACUUCUUGCGCCAGGUGAUGCCGGGCGACAUGGAACGUGCCGAGCAAAGCGACAACGUGGUGCGUUUCAAUUUCGGAGACGAUUGUCCCAUCUUUGACGGCCUGUACAACUACUGCUCGUUGUACGCAGGCGGCACCGUCGAUGCGGCGCGCAAAUUGUGCAACGACCAGGCCGAGAUUGCGAUCAACUGGUCCGGUGGUUUGCAUCACGCGAAGAAGGCAGAAGCCAGUGGAUUUUGCUACGUCAAUGACAUUGUUCUCGGAAUCCUUCAAUUAUUGCGCCACCACCCCCGAGUUAUGUACAUCGAUAUUGACGUCCACCACGGCGACGGGGUUGAGCAGGCGUUCUGGUCGACAGAUCGUGUCCUGACGGUGUCUUUCCACAAGUACGACAAAGAUAACUUCUUCCCCGGAACGGGAGCGCUCGAUGACACCGGUCCUACGCAUCCCCUCAACCCGGGAGCUCAUCAUUCCAUCAAUGUUCCUCUCAACGACGGCAUCGACGACGAAUCCUACAUGCAGCUCUACCACAACGUGAUUGGUGCUUGUGUGGAGACAUACCACCCGGGUGCGAUCGUUCUACAAUGUGGAGCCGACAGUCUGGGUUGCGACCGACUGGGAUGCUUCAAUCUCAACGUACGCGCGCACGGUGCCUGUGUCGCCUUUACGAAAACCUUCGGCUUGCCCCUCCUCGUCGUCGGAGGCGGCGGUUAUACCCCGCGAAACGUGUCUCGUGCCUGGGCACACGAGACCUCCAUCCUUCUCGAGGCCGACGCUCUCCUCGAUCCCACCAUUCCCGACUCGGUGGCCUUCCGCACACACUUUGGACCAGAUUACUCGCUGUUCCCACCAUUAUCGGAGAUUCGAAAGCUGGAGAAUAAGAACUCAAAACCAUAUCUCGCAGGGCUAGUCGAAUCCGUUCACGAACAGCUGCGGUACAUCAAGGGCGCCCCAAGUGUCCAGAUGAGUUUCAUCCCGCCAGACAUCCUUGGUCUCCGCGAAGAGACUGAAAAGGAAAUCGAGGAGGAAACGGCCAUGAUGGAGGAAGAACGCGAAGAGCACUUUGGCGGAGGCUAUGCUGCAAGUACCGCCGCUGCGGCCGCGGCCGCGCGGAGCGGCCGAUUUCGUGGGGACGCCUGGCUCGGCCGGCUCAAUUGCUCGUGGCAAUCGUCGGCGCGAGCUGGAACGAGGCGCAGGAGCUCGCGGCGAGUUGUACUCAUAGCAUUCAUAGAAGUGGACCUUGUCUUUGUCUCGCUGUUGAUUUGCCACUUGAAAUUUCUUCCGGUUUGGAAAAACACAGGGUGUUGGGGAGUUUGGUGGAGCUCGGUGUUUGGGGGAAAGAGGUUCCCUACCUACUUUGACUGUGAGGUUCUUUUUUUUAAAGCUUGCUGGCAUGCUUGUUUAAUCGACCCGGAUGUCCAGCUUACUAUCAUUCUGGGUCGGGUGCUCUUCGAUGAUUGUGUCUGA
Penicillium diatomitis is the source of this 1773-nucleotide messenger RNA. It is a transcript of the gene hosA, whose product is annotated as histone deacetylase HOS2. The transcript has a single exon. The record is from RefSeq and is a predicted model, not a curated record. The coding region runs from base 1 to 1773 and encodes 590 amino acids. Gene Ontology annotation, molecular function: histone deacetylase activity. Lineage: Eukaryota; Fungi; Ascomycota; Eurotiomycetes; Eurotiales; Aspergillaceae.